GUCGUGGUGGGUUUUACUUCCUGUACGUAUUGUAUCUUUUAGUAGCACAGGAGGAGUAGAGGGUGUGGACAGUGCUGACAGAUUUUGCAAGAUAAAGAAAAGCAGAAAGAGCCAAAGAGGAACAGAGAGACAGCGACGAGAGGACUGACAGAUGUACAAUCAGAUCGGCGAUAGGGCAAAGGGAAAGGAACAAAUAUGCUGCUGCAGUGACUCAUUUAAAGGCUGCAGCUAAAGGUGAAGACAGUGAGAACUCAACAGCAGUUUCUAUUCGGUUUGCAAGCCAAGUCUGUUCUGGUGGAGGGAUUUUUUUUUGUUGCUUUUUUAAAGAAAUCGAUGGAGAAAAAUGUCUGAGGGAUCUCUUCAGCUGCACAUCUACAUAUGUCUUGUGGCACCCGAAAACCACAGCUGAGCUAAGCUGAGCUUGAGAGGAGGAUUAAUGAACGUGUUGCUGAACAUCAUUGAAUUCAACAGAACUGACACACCAUGACCUUGCUACCGUUCACUGCGGGUUCUGUACCUCCAAACGCUUCCUUUUCUACUGCAUCUCCAUCAGUGUCAUCCUUCAUGUUGAGAAUCACUCCAUAUUCUUCCCCCAAUGCCACAAUUGAACCAAACUGUACGUUGGACAGCGCCUCGCUCCGUUUGCCGCUGGCAGUUUUCUACUUGCUGUUCUUUGUCCUGGGGCUUGUGGGGAACCUGUUCGCUUUGUGGGUGUUCCUCUUCCUCCACUCCAAGCACAACUCGGUGCAGGUGUUCCUCAUCAACUGCGCUGUGGCCGACCUGGUCCUGCUGGCGUGCCUGCCGUUCAGGGUGUUCUAUCACCUCAAGGGAGACCACUGGGUGCUGGGGACGGUGGCCUGCAGACUGGUGGGGAACGGUUUCUACAUGAACAUGUACAUAAGCAUUUUGCUCCUGGGACUCAUCAGCCUGGACAGGUACGUGAGGCUGCGAGGGAGAGGCACUGCUAGGAGGAGUUUGUGGGGAAGGCUAUGUGGGCAUAAGCAGCUCUGGAGCUGGGUGGUGUGUGGCACCAUAUGGAGCAUCUUUCUGAUGGGGGCGAUGUCGAUGGCCGUGACAAAGGAGGACAAAGACUUCAGCGGCCAAUGCUUUGAGUACAGGCAUCGCCGCAAUGUCGCCUGGAAGGCUUACCUCAAUGCGAUGUUAGUGGUGCUGUUCUGGCUGGUCUUCAUCAUGAUGGUCAUCUCCCACGCCAAAAUCGCCUCAAAGUUGCUUCAGCUGUCGCAGAAGAAGCCAGAGCUUCCCAAUGCAUCCAAGUACAAAAGAACCGCCAAGAAGUCCUUCUUUGUCCUCUUUCUGUUCACCGUCUGCUUUGCGCCCUACCACAUCUUCCGUCCGGUGUACAUCCACUCCCAAAUAAAUUCCGGUGAAUGCUCCACCUACCUGGGGAUGGUGAACAGUAUCAACGAGAUCAUGCUCCUGUUGUCCACCUUUAAUAGCUGCUUGGAUCCAGUCAUGUACUUUCUGUUGUCCGGCUCAGUGCGCAGAACCACUCUACGUGUUCUUGGACGCCGGUUCUGCAACAGAUGUCAAUACCUUCAAGAUGUUGCGCUGAAUAGCUCUACCAUAGAUUACAGACGAGGGUCCGCACCGCUGGCUCUACCCGGACAAGUCCACAACAACCCUUCACUCACACCUAGAACCAGCGUCUGUGUCAUUAACGCCACUCUCCGUCGCACAGAAGCGACAACUACACUUCCUCCUGCUGGUCUCCAGUGAUCGCAAGCUCCUCAAGAUUGUCAGAACACUGAAGGCAGAAUGCCAAGCCACACUGAAGCUGAGACAGAACUGUUGUUGUUGGGUUUUUUUUUUUAAACAAUAUCUUGUUUUCUUUUGUUUGUUUUCAUUCGUACUUGGUCUUGUUAAAAGCUUUGACCCAAGAACGUAUGAGGUUGUGUUUUUAUUGUUUCUUUGCAUUUUUUUAGAUAAGUUUUCUCCCACUUAUUUUCACAAUUUAAAAUGGAAAACAUAUGACUACCUAUGGUUAAAAAAAAUGCAUCCUCUUACUAAAACAAAACUUCAACUGGCAUCAAAAAGGAGCCUCAUAAAAGUAUUCAUAAAACUGAAAAAAAAAAAAAAAAGGAAAAAGAACAACAAGUUCCAGUGUUAUUUGUAGGGCUGAGUGAUAUGGUUUAAAAAUAAAAUGUCAAAUCUUUUUAAUACCAAAUUAGAUUUCCAAUUCUUCAUAUAUAUGUGCUCUAUAGGGACAUAUUAAAUAAAGCUUUUAUUUAACCUAACAACGUGUAGAUCAACGUCAGGUCAAAGUUGGCAGCAGUCAUUUGAUUUUACCCAAGAGGAUUGUUUGCAGUUUCGGCACCUUAUUUCUCUCAUUUGGAUUUACCCGCUGACUAAAUCCCACCUUUACAUCUCGAUGAAUCACAUUGUUGUCAUGGCAGUACCUCAGGGCCUCCAAUAUCUGCCUCAUGUAGUGGCUGCAU
This is a messenger RNA of Gambusia affinis (western mosquitofish), 2456 nucleotides long. Its product is annotated as probable G-protein coupled receptor 34. Gene Ontology annotation, biological process: G protein-coupled receptor signaling pathway. The coding region runs from base 484 to 1737 and encodes 417 amino acids. The record is from RefSeq and is a predicted model, not a curated record. Gene Ontology annotation, molecular function: G protein-coupled purinergic nucleotide receptor activity. The transcript is spliced from 2 exons. Gene Ontology annotation, cellular component: membrane. NCBI's taxonomy places the organism in Eukaryota, Metazoa, Chordata, Actinopteri, Cyprinodontiformes, Poeciliidae.